AUGCCUGUUUCAAACAACAGCCCCAAAACUUUGUAUGACAAAGUGUUCCAGGACCACAUCGUCCACAAAGACGAAUCUGGCUCCUACCUCAUUUACAUUGACCGUCACCUUGUGCACGAAGUCACAUCUCCACAGGCAUUUGAAGGCUUAAAGAAUGCUGGCAGAAAAGUCAGAAGAUCCGACUGUACUUUGGCCACCGUCGACCAUAACAUCCCUACGGACUCUCGUAUUAAUUUCAAAUCUAUCGAGACAUUUGUGGAGCAGGAAGACUCCAAGUUGCAGGUGAUGACCUUGGAACAGAACGUCAAGGAUUUUGGCGUCACCUACUUUGGCAUGACCGACGACCGUCAGGGUAUUGUGCAUGUCAUUGGUCCCGAACAGGGUUUCACGCUUCCGGGAACCACCGUGGUGUGUGGUGACUCGCACACCUCCACCCACGGAGCCUUCGGAGCUUUGGCUUUCGGUAUUGGAACCUCGGAGGUCGAGCACGUCUUGGCCACUCAGACUAUCAUCCAGGCCAAGUCUAAGAACAUGAGAAUCAGUGUCAACGGUGACUUGUCUCCAGGCAUUACCUCCAAGGACUUGGUCUUACAUGUUAUUGGAGUCAUUGGUACUGCUGGAGGUACCGGAUGUGUCAUCGAGUUUGCUGGAACUGCCAUUGAGGCAUUGUCCAUGGAGGCUAGAAUGUCCAUCUGUAACAUGGCUAUCGAGGCCGGUGCCCGUGCUGGUAUGAUCCGUCCUGACGAAAUCACCUUCAACUACUUGAAGGGCAGACCUUUGGCACCAUCUGGUGCCGAAUGGGAUAAGGCCGUCAAGUACUGGUCCACUCUUCACUCGGAUGAGGGUGCCUACUUCGAUUACGACAUCAAUAUCAAUGCCGCAGACAUUGUGCCCACCAUUACUUGGGGUAACUCUCCACAGGAUGCCUUGCCAAUCACAGCCCGUGUUCCAGACCCAUCCACGGUGUCUGACCCCAUCAAGAAGGCUGGAAUGGAGCGUGCUCUCCACUACCAGGGCUUGGUGCCAAACACACCUCUUCAGGAGAUUCCUAUCGACAAGGCAUUCAUUGGUUCAUGUACCAACUCUCGUAUCGAAGACUUGAGAGCUGCAGCUAAGGUUGCCAAGGGCCACAAGAAGGCCGACAAUGUUAAGUUGGUAUUGGUUGUUCCUGGUUCCGGUUUGGUCAAGACUCAGGCCGAGAAGGAGGGAUUGGACAAGAUUUUCGAAGCUGCCGGUUUCUCAUGGAGAGAAGCUGGAUGUUCUAUGUGCUUGGGUAUGAACCCAGAUAUCUUGGACCCUGAAGAGAGAUGUGCCUCUACUUCUAACAGAAACUUUGAGGGACGUCAAGGUGCCAGAUCUAGAACCCACUUGAUGUCUCCAGCUAUGGCUGCCGCCGCAGCCAUCAAGGGUCACUUUACUGACAUCAGAGAGUGGCAGUACGACACCUCGGACGAGCCAGCUGUCCACAUCGACUCCAACGAGGAUCAGGAGUUACAGGAAGCUGUUUAUGAGCACGAGAAGCAGCCAUUGGAGUCAUCCGAGUCGUUGGCUGACGACCGUCUUAAAGACAUCCCUCACGAGGAGAAGACUGCCCCAGUCGCUGCUGCUGGUGGUAUGGACAAAUUUGGUGUUUUGACCGGUAUUACCGCUCCUUUGGACAAGGCCAACGUCGACACCGAUGCCAUCAUUCCUAAGCAGUUCUUGAAGACCAUCAAGAGAACUGGAUUGAAGAAGGGAUUGUUCUACGAGUUGAGAUUCGAGAAGGACGCUCAGGGAAAGGACGUUGAGACAGACUUUGCAUUGAACGUGGAGCCAUACAGAAAAGCCGAGAUUUUGCUUGUCACUGGUGACAACUUUGGCUGUGGUUCUUCUCGUGAGCACGCUCCUUGGGCCUUGAAGGACUUUGGUAUCAAGUGUAUGAUUGCCCCAUCUUUUGGAGACAUUUUCUACAACAACUCGUUCAAGAAUGGUUUGCUUCCUAUCAGAAUCUCCCAAGAUGUGAUUUUGGACAAGUUGUACCCAUUGGCUGUUGCUGGCAAGAAGCUUACUAUUGAUUUGCCUAACCAGCAGAUUAAGAACGGCGAGACUGGUGAAGUUUUGGUGGAGCACUUUGAUGUCGAGGAGUUCAGAAAGCAUUGCUUGAUCAACGGUUUGGAUGACAUUGGAUUGACUUUGCAGAAAGAGGAGUACAUCAAGAAGUUUGAGGAGAGAAGAAGAGACGUUUUCUCGUUCUUGGAGGGAGGUUCGAGUUUGGUCAAGCCUAUUAAGGGAACCAAGAAGUCCAAGUAUGGCAACCGUGCCCAGGAGUGGUAA
This is a messenger RNA of Sungouiella intermedia, 2313 nucleotides long. Lineage: Eukaryota; Fungi; Ascomycota; Pichiomycetes; Serinales; Metschnikowiaceae. The record is from the annotation of a GenBank genome assembly.